Pteronotus mesoamericanus is the source of this 227-nucleotide messenger RNA. RefSeq names its product mitoregulin (gene MTLN). The coding region runs from base 57 to 227 and encodes 56 amino acids. Lineage: Eukaryota; Metazoa; Chordata; Mammalia; Chiroptera; Mormoopidae. Gene Ontology annotation, biological process: positive regulation of mitochondrial membrane potential. The record is from RefSeq and is a predicted model, not a curated record. Gene Ontology annotation, cellular component: mitochondrial inner membrane. The transcript has a single exon.
GCGCCGCCCGGCUCAGUCACCGCCCGCUGCAGGCCAUUCUGCAGGGGGUGGCCGAGAUGGCGGACGUGUCUGAGAGGAAGUUGCAGCUGUGCGUGCUGUUGGCGUUCACCUCCGGAGUACUCGUGGGCUGGCAGGCGAACCGGUUGCGGAGGCGCUACCUCGACUGGAGGAAGCGGAGACUGCAGGACAAACUGGCGGUGACGCAGAAGAAGCUGGAUCUGGCCUGA